This is a messenger RNA of Alternaria viburni, 2412 nucleotides long. RefSeq lists its product as uncharacterized. The record is from RefSeq and is a predicted model, not a curated record. Lineage: Eukaryota; Fungi; Ascomycota; Dothideomycetes; Pleosporales; Pleosporaceae. The coding region runs from base 1 to 2412 and encodes 803 amino acids. The transcript has 7 exons.
AUGGGAGUCUCCUCGCAGUACGUGCUGCUUAUCGCUAUCGCCAUCCUCGUCCUACUUCCAGCCGGUGCAGACGCUUUCGGUGCUGGAAACAUCGCGUCGAUAUCGAAAAUCGAGGGCAAGAACUGGCGUCAUGGCGAUAUCGAAGAUAUGCUUGCGACGGUCGCUUGCUUGAAGGGCCAUAAGUGGAAGAGUAACAUGAUCAAGCGUGUGUACUUUGGCAACUGGCUACGCGAUUACUCACAAGCUGUUGAUGUUGGAACGUUGGCUAAAGUUCAAGGAGAAACUAUUCGCGUUCUGGUCUGGGUCUUGUCUUUCAUGUCCUUUGGCUAUGCAACUGGAGAGUUUGAGGUCACCGCCGAGAGGCUAGGUGUGUAUAGGCCCGAAGAACACAUCGAUAACCCUGACUAUGCCGACAAUGAAGACGCGAGAAAAUACGACCCUCGUCUUCGAGGACCAGUAUCAGAUGCCGAGCUUGCAGUGGACCCAAACACUGGUAUGAAGAAUUACAUUGCGAACGAACACGGGAACUGGGCUACUUCGACCGGAUAUGUGAAGUACUCUUUCGCUCGCGCCAUCCACUUCGGUCGACUUUACACCCACGGACAGUCCGGCCAACGUGGUCGGGACGAAGACCUUUCGGAAGCGCUUCGCUGUCUGGGUCAAGGACUGCACUGCCUCGAAGAUUUCGGAGCCCAUACCAAUUACACUGAACUUGUGCUGUGUGAGCUUGGGUAUACUAAUGUCUUCCCUCACGUGGGCGUCCAGGCUGGCAUCAACCUCCAUGGAAAGCACACUUACCCUCUCGUGACUGGUACCUUCGGAGGUGUCGACUUCUUCCACUCGGUGCUAGGAGAGGCCAAUGAUCACAUUACCCAGACUGAGAUCGAUGAGGUGAACACUGCUCUUGUAGAUGCAGUCGGUGGGUCUGGUGGGCAGAGGAGCGGACCGGGAGGCCAAUCCAACGCUUGCAGUGGGCUCAUUGAUGUUUUGAGCAAAGUACCCGGUACUGGCGAUCUCAUCAGCCAAGCACAGAGUCUGCAGGCCUCUUCCGAUGCCCAAGCUGCAGAGAACGCGCGAGGUGGUUAUGGCGAUUACAGUUCGUCUAGGGCUGGACCUAACGACUUCGCUGCACCACCAGGAUCCAUGGGCGGACCACCAGGACCAGAUAUUCCAGGAACGAACACUGAUCCAGCCACAAUCAUCCCAAAGAUUUACCCAAUUCUAGUUUUCCGUGACAACGUUGUCCGCAAGAUCUCGGCCAUCGUCUCCAAGAUCCCCGGUCUUGAGAAGCUGAUUGAGACCAUUACCGAGCGCGUCACGCUGUUCGUGCUAUCACUGCUUGCGCCCUUCAUUCUGCCGAUCAUCAAGACAGCGUCGACCCAGCUGAAGAGCGGAUCUUCUGCCGUGAUUGACUCAGCGGCCAAGCACCAGUUUGAGGUAUGGACGGACCCUACAUCCACCAACCCAACACACAGCAUGCUGUCCAAGGAUCACUUCUCCAACGUCCUGAACCCACCCGCCGGUCAAGUCGCGGUCGCUAUCCUACAGUACGUCGCGCCCCGCGUCAUAUACGCUUGGGACCACCCAGAUGUGCCGGUCGACGAGGUCCUGCACGACUGUAUGCGCGUGUUCCAUCACCCAGCACUUCGCGAUCCGCACUGCGAAGUACACAACAACAUGUUCAAGGUCGUGGAGCAAUGGGCCCGCAACUACCACGGAAAGGACCUGAACCAGAUCCUCUCUUCUGAAUCUGUAAAGGCUGGACAUAACCACAGCGGAGACCACGAUCACUCUGCAGGUCACAGUCACGGUGCAGUUAACAUGUCGAGCUUCGGCGGCCACAGCCAUGGCGGUGGUGGUGGCGGUGGUCAUCAACAGCAGUCCAGCGGAUCCGGCGACCUCCUAGGUUCCUUGACGAGCAAACUUCCCGGCCCUCUCGGCGGUAUACUUAGCAGCUUCGGUGGCAGCUCUGGAAGAACUCGCGACAUGGACGAUGAACCCUCUGCUUCCUCUUUGGCAGCACCAGGUCCAGGUCCAUACCAGCCAUCGCCAUCGCCUCAGCCCUCGCAGUGGGCUGACUUCCAACCUUACCAGUCCUCGUACGCAGGUGAAGGAUAUCAGCCGCCUGCUGAGUACAGCAACGCAGUGCCAUCUGGCGGAUAUGGAUGGGGUCAAGGCCAGUACUCUGGAGGUCAAGGUGCGGAGCCUAGCUACACGGUCCCUACAAACUACCAGCAAGGGUACGAAAACUACCCUGCUCCUGGAGGCUAUGGCCAGCCGCCGGCUCAACAGCCCCCGCCAGGAUCUUAUGGUGCGUAUAACCAGGGUGGCGCAUACAAUUCGUAUGAUCAAGGCGCACCUGGGGAAGGUAGCGCAAGAGCGUGGGGCGCUGGAGGAAACUCAGGGUGGUAA